AUGCCGGCGACAGCAGUGGACAUUCCCGAGCGCAAUGAUAAUACGCCAUUGAACAGGUGAGUAACCUGAGACCAUGACGAGAUUGGCAGCAAGUAUCACGGUGGUGGAGAGGACCAUCGGUCCUAUGAGGGACCAUGUCUUCGAAGACGAACGUUCGGACACCCCUAACAAUCGAACAGGACUGUCUCCAACUCAUUCAAUCCGCUCGAAAGCUCGCUAUCGACCAGCCCGAACAUGACCUUCCACCAAGGCUCCGCCCACUCCUACUCCGGCCCUCCCAAGGCUUCUGCCAAACAGCUCAAGCCAUUCAACACCCAGGACGUCAAAGUGCUCCUCCUCGAGAAUGUCAAUCAGACCGGCCAGGCGAUUCUGAAGAAGCAGGGUUACCAAGUGGAGGCACUCAAGAGCUCUUUACCUGAAGACCAGCUCAUUGAGAAGAUCCAAGAUGUACACGUUAUCGGCAUUCGCUCCAAGACACAGAUCACAGCGAACGUUCUGAAGCAUGCAAAGAAUUUGAUCGUUAUUGGCUGCUUCUGCAUUGGUACAAAUCAGGUGGAUCUCACAUAUGCCGCAGAGAUGGGCAUUGCAGUCUUCAACUCGCCUUUCAGCAACUCGCGCUCAGUUGCCGAGCUCAUGAUUGGCGAGAUCAUCGCACUGGCAAGACAGAUCGGAGAUCGCAGUAAUGAGAUGCACCAGGGCAUUUGGAACAAGGUCUCGGCUGGCUGCUGGGAAGUAAGAGGAAAGACACUGGGAAUUGUUGGAUAUGGACACGUUGGUGCGCAGCUCUCGGUUCUUGCCGAAGCAAUGGGCAUGAGGGUCAUAUACUACGAUGUGAUCAACAUGAUGGCAUUGGGAACCGCAAACCAAGUGCCUUCCCUACAAGAGCUGCUACAAGGCGCUGACUUUGUUACGCUUCACGUACCGGAACUCCCGGAGACAAAGAAUUUGAUUGGAGAGAAAGAGUUGGAGCAGAUGCGGAAUGGCGCCUACCUGUUGAACGCCUCAAGAGGAAGUGUGGUGGACAUUCCCGCUUUGAUCAAGUACAUGCAAAACGGCAAGCUCGCGGGAGCAGCGCUUGAUGUGUACCCGAAUGAACCUGGUUCGAAUGGAGAGCACUUCAAUUCGCAAUUGAACACUUGGACGAACGACCUGCGCAGCCUAAAGAACCUCAUCCUCACGCCGCACAUUGGAGGCUCAACCGAAGAGGCACAAUCAGCUAUUGGCGUAGAAGUCGCAGAGGUAUGUUCUACGCGUUUUCGAUCUCUCCCAGCUUACUCACGUCAACCUAGGCCCUCGUAAACUACGUCAACUUCGGCACCACAACUGGUGCAGUCAACAUGCCCGAAGUCACGCUCCGCUCCCUCACCCUCGACGAACCCAACCAUGUCCGCAUCAUCUACAUCCACAAGAACGUCCCCGGUGUGCUUCGCCGCGUCAAUGAAAUCCUCGGCGACCACAACGUCGACAAGCAAAUGACCGACGCACGCGGCGAUGUCGCCUACCUCAUGGCCGAUGUUUCCAACGUAAAUGUCUCGGAGAUUGAGAAUCUCUAUCAGAAUUUGGAAGAUCUUGGCAGUAGGAUUCGAACCAGAGUACUCUACUAG
Messenger RNA from Lecanosticta acicola, 1604 nucleotides. NCBI's taxonomy places the organism in Eukaryota, Fungi, Ascomycota, Dothideomycetes, Mycosphaerellales, Mycosphaerellaceae. The record is from the annotation of a GenBank genome assembly.